AUGGUUGAUAAUUUAAGACAAACUAAUCUUCUUCUCUGUGGUUCAGCACGUGUAGGAAAAAGUACGCUAGUCAAUGCGAUUUGUCAACGAAAAUUAACGAAAACAAGUGCGAGUUUGAAUUCCAUAACCAAAAGUGUCGAACGAUAUUCCUACGAAUGCACACAUGGAAAAACAGUACAUGAAACAAUCAUCUGGGACUCGCCGGGGAUCGAAUCUUGGAACGAAGACGAUGUCCGAUCGUACAUGGCAACAUUAAUCGAACAAACUCAACCAUUGUGUAUGAUCUACUGUGCAUCGCCAGGAUCAUUCGCGAUUUUGGAACAUGUCGCAUGGUUAUUGUCGGAAUGUUAUAAGAAGAAUAUCUUUUGUGCGCUUGUUUGUACAAAUAUGUGGGCAGGGAAAAAUCGACAAGUUGUCGUCGAUGAAUUUCGACGAUUAGUACAGAGUGUUCAUCCGAAUAUCAAACCAACUGAAGAAGAUGGUGUGAUUUAUUAUAGAAAUGUUGCUUUGAUAACAAUGGUCAAUAGUCAAGAAUACGUGGACGAAGAUUUUGGUGUGAGAAAAGAUCCGUCCGGAGUGAAUGAAUUGAUUUUUGGAAUUGCCAAAUGUUUAAAACGAGAUUUCAUGUUUGCAUGGUUUCGAUCAGUCUCGCAAAAUACAACAUUUUGGAAGAAAAUGUCAUCGAAAUUAAGUGGAUUACUUCACGUUCCAGUUGAUACGUUCAAUUCGUUCUAUGAAGGUGCUUCAACGUUUCUCGAAUGUUUGUUGGAUGUUUCCAAUUUCGAGUCAGAAUAUGCAAUUUCGAAUGAUAUGAAUAAUUCACAACAAAGUAUCUUUAAUGAUGUCGAAAUUAUUGAAAUGCCGAAAAAUCAAUUAAAAUUUACACUUCACUCCGAGCAUCUGCAGGCGAUACAUCAACUUGCCCAAACUUUAGCAAAUCUCGGUGCAAUCAGUUCGAAGACUAACGCAGAAUCUACGUCAGUAUUCACAUUAACAGUUGAAUUUGACAAUAAACAACAACAUGACGCAAUUUAUAAUCUAUGUAAAUUAAUGUCUUCGGAGCAGAUCAUAUGUUCGAUUGAAAACGAUAUUUGUUGUGAUUUUGAUUCUGUUCAAAUAAAAAAAUAA
Molecule: messenger RNA, 1128 nt
Organism: Adineta ricciae
Lineage: Eukaryota; Metazoa; Rotifera; Eurotatoria; Adinetida; Adinetidae
Source: the annotation of a GenBank genome assembly